This is a messenger RNA of Chelonoidis abingdonii (Abingdon island giant tortoise), 1473 nucleotides long. Lineage: Eukaryota; Metazoa; Chordata; Testudines; Testudinidae. The record is from RefSeq and is a predicted model, not a curated record.
UAUUAGCCUCCCUCCCUCUCCAUCCCUAUGGAACCCAGGAGUGCUGACUGGCAGACCUCCUUCCUCCUGCAUUAACUAGACCCCAUGCCCUUAUGGGACCCAGAUUUCCAAGGCCCACCCAACCCAAUCCACUGUGCCCCACUGUCCACUCUAUGGAACCCAGCCUUCUUGCUUCUCCCAAAAGCACAGGAUCCAGAAGUCAGGCCGCUCUGUCCCAUGUGUGACCCACUGCCUACAUUGCCACGCCAAGCCUCUUAAGGGGAGUUGGUUUCACUCCGUCCUCUCAUUCGAUUCCCUGGCAGGAAGGGAGGAGAAUUUAUCCGUGUGCACAGAUGUCGAAAGGGUGGGCAGGGCCGGUGAGGAGAACAGAAAUUUACAGACUGUCCCUGGAGAAGUGUGCAGAUCUGUAUAAGUUUCUAUACUACAUCACAGCAGAUACUUGAGCCCUUCUAUAAAAAGAGACAGACACAGCCCAGGUGUGACAGGACAGAACAGAACAAGAGAUGGGUGCAGCUUUUCCACUCUGCAGAAUCAGCCACUGACUUCAUCCCAGCCACACUUCACUCAAAGGAGCGUUUGGCCCGUCUCCGAUAAAUCCCCCACUUGAGAUCUGGUUGCAUCAGAGAUCCCAGUGUUGAUCCACUGCUUCUCCAUCACCAUGGAGGCUUCUCUUGCCAUCUGCAUCCUCACUGCUCUCCUGGCUACAGGGUCCUGUCUGCAGUGUGAGGUUUGUGCUGGAGCAGGAAACAACUGCAUGGGCAGCAUGCAGACCUGCGCCGCUGGGCAUGACUCUUGUGCCUUCGUUCUUACCGAUGUCACAAGCACGGGAGUGAAGACACAGAGCUUUCUGAAGGGCUGUAUGGCAUCCAGCGAAUGUAAAGUCGGCCCCAUCUCUAUAAAUUUUGGGUAUGGAAUGACGACAAGGACGAGCGUCGCCUGCUGCGUGGGAGAUGCCUGCAGAACAACCACAGUUCCAGUGCCCCCGGCUGACCCCAAACCCAACGGCCGGCGCUGCCGUGGCUGCUACGUGUUGAACGCUGAUCACUGCAAUGAGCAAACCAUAGAGUGCACUGGACCUGAGACGCAGUGUAUCGAUGCUGCUGGGACCGUAACGGCGGGUGGAAGUCAAAUGCAGAUGGUCAUGAAGGGCUGCGCUUCCGAGUCCGUCUGCGCCAAUAUAAAGGCGGGUUCGUCAACCUUCGCAGGGACCAAUGCAGAUCUAACCACGGCCAAAUGCACAGUGGCCUCCGGUGUAGUGGGCGUGGCUCCGGGGCCAGCUGGGAUCCUCCUCCCGGCCCUCGCUGGGCUCUUCCUGCUGAAGCUUCUCUCCUGAUUCCCCACCCGGUGCAACAGCGACGCUGCACUGAAAGCCACCCUGCAGCCGGUGUUAGCUGCUCUCCCCCCCUCACAGGCUUUCGGCUCCCGGACAGAGCCACAUCCCCUUGGUGUUUUUGCACUGAAUAAAACACACUG